ACAUACAAUGUGAAGUUUUCUGUGUUGAUUUCAUGUUUCUAUUUGUAUCUCAACUGUUAAUAUGUGUAAACAGUUUCCAAUAAAGUUGUUGUAAAACAACAACCCAACUGGCCUCAGAUAUUCAGAGGUGAGACGAUCACUCUGACAUGUGAGGUGCAGGAAGGAGGUGAAACCACUGAGUGGGAGUAUAAAUGGAGAGGACCCAGGACACCCACACAGUGGACACACAAUAAUGAUGUGACAUUCAGAGUUUCUGAGUCCAGCAGUGGAGACUACAUGUGUAAGAGUCGACGCAGAGAUGACUCAUAUUCUUCAACAGAGUGGAGUGAAGCCUUCACAUUGUCAGGAUCAAAUAAACCAAAGGCCAAACUGAGAGCUGAUAACACAGCUGUUCCAGUAGGGGGCAGUGUGACCCUGACCUGCUCUGUGAACCCAUCAUCAUCAUCUGGAUGGAAAUACUACUGGUACAGAGAUGAGAAAUCCUCUGAAGCCCUGACCACACAAGAUGCAGUUUUCCACUCAAAUGGACAAAUCAGUGUCUCACAGGAAGGACUCUACAGGUGCAGAGGAGGAAGAGGAAACCCAGUUUACUACACAGAGGACAGCCAAGAAGUUCACAUUAACACAACUGGAGCUGACAGCUCUUCAUCUCCUGUGUGGUUGAUUGUUGGACUGGUUUGUGGAGUCUCUCUCAUUAUUAUUCUCCUGCUCUUGUUGUAUCGCUGCAGACAGUCCAAGUAUUCCUGCUUCACCAGGUCGAUCCAGUCUGAGAGUCACAGUCCGGGCUCCUCCACAAAUCAUGGAGUCAACCAGAAUGAAACUCAUGAAUACAACUCUCUUCAUCCUGGUCAGUGAGGAGAGCUGUAGCAGCAAAGCCAAGAAGAAGCUUUUUAUGGAGCCAUUCUUGCUCCUCUGCUCCCCAAAUAUCAGACAUGCUCAGCUUUAUGUACAGCUACAAUAUUAAAUCAUAAUAUCAUAUAGAGUUAUUGCUCUCUUUUAGUAUAAAACAUAUGGAGAUGUAUUUCUAUUUAACCCUUUAAAGCCGGUCGGAGCGGGCACGCUCCGUUUUGCGUAACUAUUUUUAAAUCCCUGUAGUACCGGAACCACGUAAGCUAGCACAAUAAUUUUUUUUGCAUAUGAAACCGGAG
Messenger RNA from Oreochromis niloticus (Nile tilapia), 1148 nucleotides. RefSeq lists its product as uncharacterized. NCBI's taxonomy places the organism in Eukaryota, Metazoa, Chordata, Actinopteri, Cichliformes, Cichlidae. The coding region runs from base 277 to 855 and encodes 192 amino acids. The transcript has 6 exons. The record is from RefSeq and is a predicted model, not a curated record.